This is a messenger RNA of Toxorhynchites rutilus septentrionalis, 2081 nucleotides long. Its product is annotated as mitogen-activated protein kinase p38b-like. Gene Ontology annotation, molecular function: MAP kinase activity; ATP binding. Bases 627 to 1703 code for a protein of 358 amino acids. The transcript is spliced from 8 exons. NCBI's taxonomy places the organism in Eukaryota, Metazoa, Arthropoda, Insecta, Diptera, Culicidae. The record is from RefSeq and is a predicted model, not a curated record. Gene Ontology annotation, biological process: protein phosphorylation; intracellular signal transduction. Gene Ontology annotation, cellular component: cytoplasm; nucleus.
UCGUCAGUCUCUCCUCGACUGUCGUUUCGUAAGGUGUACCGUGCGUGAUAAGAAAUAUUUCAGUUCUUUGGGAUUGUAAAUACAAUUAUUAUAUCCCAUUUACCGCUAUCACAACGAGAAACAUCAUCCCGUUUCAAUUUCAUCCCAUAUUAGCGAAGAAUGAGUGUGAUUUGGAUCUUCUUGUGAUUACAUCUGUGUGACGUGUCUUCUAAUAUAGCUUGUGUGUUGUACCGAAAAAAGAAUAUAUGUGUAAUCGACAGGGUUUGACUUCAGGAAGAUGAAUGGGACACUGGCUGCAUAAAGUCAAGCCGUGGAAACUAUAGUGAUAAUAUUUUUGCUCUGUGCGAUUGAGUGACUGCAGAAUAUAUACAAAAUAAAAAGAAGAUAACAGUGCAGUGCUGUUGAAUGUCUAAGAAACCCAAACCCAACGUGCCUUGAUUGUUCUCUUAUCUCGUAUUCUGUUAGAUGAUAUAUCAGUAAAACGGCGUUUACUAAUACCUGUGGUCACAAUUGGAUUUCGGGCUGUUUGCUGACCGACAGAUGUGUUAAUAGUGCGCAAAGGUGUAACCAAUCAGUGCAGAACUAUAUACUAGCAGAUCGUACCCAAACAAAACUGCGAUUCCGCCAUGCCGAAAUACUACAAGGUCGAGAUCAACAAAACAGAAUGGGAAGUUCCGGAGAAGUACCAAAUGCUCACGCCAGUCGGCAGUGGAGCAUAUGGACAAGUGUGUUCAGCGACAGACACUCAACACAACGUGAAAGUUGCCAUUAAAAAGUUGGCACGCCCCUUUCAGUCUGCGGUCCACGCGAAGCGAACCUAUCGUGAGUUACGUAUGCUGAAGCAUAUGAACCACGAGAACAUAAUCGGUCUGCUCGAUGUGUUCCACCCCGGAGGUAACACGAUGGACUCCUUCCAGCAGGUCUACAUGGUUACUCACCUGAUGGGAGCGGAUCUAAACAACAUUAUUCGAACGCAACGACUCUCAGACGACCAUGUACAGUUUCUAGUCUAUCAAAUAUUGCGUGGCCUUAAAUACAUUCACAGCGCUGGAAUUAUACACAGGGAUUUGAAACCGUCCAACAUUGCAGUGAACGAGGACUGUGAGCUCAAAAUAUUGGAUUUCGGUUUGGCACGGCCAACGGAGAACGAGAUGACAGGUUACGUUGCGACGCGAUGGUAUCGGGCACCGGAAAUUAUGCUCAACUGGAUGCACUACAAUCAAACGGUGGAUAUCUGGUCGGUCGGAUGCAUUAUGGCCGAACUGCUAACCGGUCGGACACUUUUCCCCGGAACAGACCACAUCCAUCAACUUAACCUUAUAAUGGAGAUAUUGGGGACACCGAAUGAAGAAUUUAUGGCGAAAAUCUCCUCGGAAAGUGCUAGGCACUACAUCCGAUCGUUGCCGAAGACGGAGAAACGCAACUUCAGCGAGGUAUUCCGCGGGGCUAAUCCGUUGGCGGUGGAUUUACUGGAGAAGAUGCUGGAAUUGGACGCUGACAGCCGGAUCACCGCCGAGCAGGCUCUAGCACACCCAUAUUUGGAAAAAUAUGCCGAUCCUACUGACGAACCUACAUCUUCGUUGUAUGAUCAAAGCUUUGAGGAUAUGGAUCUUCCAGUGGAAAAAUGGAAGGAGCUUGUUUUUCAAGAAGUUCUCAACUUUGUCCCUCAACAACAUGCACACAUCGGUGGAGAGGCACAAUAGGCGCUUGGGAAGCUGAAAUAAACAUACAAACGAGACAUAGCCAUUUUCAAAAUAGCUUUUUUUCUGUUAGGAGUAUUCUUGUACAGUGGAAGGCGCAAAUCAGUCUUUAAAAGUAACGAACUAAGUAAUCGAACCAACUGUAAUCUUUCAAUCGUAGUAUUCACCAUUUACGUUAAAGCUAUAAAGACUCGACGUCAUUAUUGAAAACAAAACAAAAAUGUGAUGUGUCUUGAGGGCAAUGAGCUCAAUGUCCAACAGGCAGGGAAUUAUUUAAAAAACGCAUCAGAAGAUAUUGUGUAGCUUUGAAAAAAUAACAAAAAAAUGUUUGGUUGUUAAGUUUAUACUAAAAUUGUGAAUAAAAAGUAUUCUAAAGGCUCA